This is a messenger RNA of Naegleria lovaniensis, 564 nucleotides long. RefSeq lists its product as uncharacterized. The record is from RefSeq and is a predicted model, not a curated record. The transcript has a single exon. NCBI's taxonomy places the organism in Eukaryota, Heterolobosea, Eutetramitea, Acrasida, Naegleriidae. Bases 1 to 564 code for a protein of 187 amino acids.
AUGCGUUUUCUGGUCUUUGCGUCAAGCCUGUAUUUAUAUUUACUUGCUGCUUUCGGAUGUUUGAUCUCUUGGAUGUAUCUUGUGAAUGAUGAACCAUGGCUAAUCGAUGAAAAGAGCAAUAGAGAAAUUUUAGGAAUUACAUCGGAUAUUUCUGUGGAUCAUUAUUUGGAAUCAUUACGAUCAGAAUUGUCCCCAUCAAAACAAGCUGUUGGACAAUCCAUCAAAACACUUCUUCGAGCACAUUAUCAAUUUUCUUGUCUUGUUUUUCUUCUUUCCAGCGUGUUGAUUUUAUUAAUUGUUUUUUUUGCUACUCGAAAUCGAAUGUUGACAUUACUUACACAUGUUGCUUUAGGCAUUUGGCUUAUUGCAUUUGGAUUUGUCAUGAAACCAAUGAAUGCAGGAGGUUCUUAUCAUGCUAAAAUAUUUUGGGCAGCUGUUGCAUCGAAUAUUGUUGGUACUAUUUUGUAUAUUUUGCAUUUAUCAACUUCAAGUAGUAAGAAGAGAAAUCAAAACACACCAACAGUAUCUGCAACAACUCCAACCAGCGACAAAAAGACUGAAUAA